Messenger RNA from Entrophospora candida, 1386 nucleotides. The record is from the annotation of a GenBank genome assembly. Lineage: Eukaryota; Fungi; Glomeromycota; Glomeromycetes; Entrophosporales; Entrophosporaceae.
AUGAAUCCAAGAGCCUUUAGGCCGAAUAAAAAACCAACUGCUGUUUUCAGACCUUGGAAUGCAGCAACUUUGGGAGUUUGCCAAGAUCCACAUGCUUUGACCUUGGAUGAGAAAAAACCAUUUGUCAAUAAUAGAUAUGCGAAAUAUAAUCUUGUUAAUGAUAAUAAUGAUGAUGGUUGGGGCAGUGGUGGUAGUACUACAGUUGAAAUUGACCAAAAUAAAAAUGAUGAUGAUUAUUGGAGUGUUAAGGCUGAAAUUACUGCUACUAACCAGAAUAACGAUGAUUGGAAUGUGAAGAAUAAUGAAGAGAGCAAUGGAGGCUGGAAUGUAAAUAAUAGUGAGGAAAAUAUUGAAAAGAAUGAAGGUUGGAAUAUGAAGAACAAUGAAGAGAAUGGUCAAGAUUGGAAUAGUAUAAUUGAAAACGCUAGUGAAAAAAAUGAAAGUUCAAGUGAAAAUACUAAUGAGAAGCGUGAAUGUUGGAAUGAAAAUAGUGAUGGGAGGAAUGAAUGUUGGAAUGGAAAUAAUAAUGGGAAGGGUGAAGAAGGUUCGAAUAACACGGUUGAAAACACUAAUUGGAGUGACAAUCAAAAAUAUGUAGAAGGUUAUAAUAGUACCGUUGAAGCUGCUAAUUUUAAUAAUAACGAUGACUACUGGGGAAGUGAAGAAAAUCAGUUAGAAAACAGCGAAAAUAAUAAUAGUAUUAGUGAGAAGAAUAAUGAAGAUGAUUAUUGGGGAAGUGAAGUACAAGAUAAUCAAGAUAAUAAUAGUGAUAAUGUUGGUUAUUGGAAUGGUACAAGUGAAAACGAGAUUAGUAAAGAAAAUAAUAAUGAUAAUUGGAAUGUUGGGAGAAAUAAGGAAGAUACAGUUUCAAUCCCUAUUCCAAUUACUACCAUUUCAGCUACAACUUCAUCAAAACAAGAAUGUCCUAAUGUUAAUAAUGAUUUUGAUCGAUCACUAAUCAAAAAAUUAAAUGCCAUAUCAACAACUGAUCAGAAACAUAAUGAUGGAAAAGAAUCCAAUAGUCAUAAUUUUAAUCAAAAGAUUAUAACCAAUAUUAAUAAUAUUAUUUCCAAUAAUAGUUCUCAGAAAGUUCGAGCUAUUGAUACCACCAGUAGUACAAAUGUAUUAUCAUUAUCACCUAAACAAUCAGAACAAAAAUUGCUUGAUCUUAGUGACGAUGAAGACAAUAAUUCACCAGCUGUAAACAAUAAUAAUAAGAAGGAAACAACUAUUGACACAGCUGCUGCAAAAAAAAGGAGAUCGGCGGAUUUUAAGAUAAUCGAUGUGGAGGGUUUCUUAAAACAAGACUUAGAAGAAGAAUUAAAAAAGAUGAUGGUUGAUUUAAUGAGUCAAAAUUCCACUUCUUCUACCAAUGGGAUUAAUUGA